AUGGCUGCAUGGACCUACACCAUGCCAGAAGUUAAUGACAAGGUUGAUGUAGUCUUCCAACACUUCUACGACAUUGUUGCAUGCCCCUAUUGGGAGCCUGCGCGCAAAUUGUGGGAUGAUAAGUAUAGGAGCAUUGAUUUUCCAUUUGAGCCGGUGGAUGGAGCUCUUCACACAGGGCCAUUUCAAUUUGUAACAGAGAGAUUGACGGAUUUAGAUCAUUUUUUUGCAUUCAUAAGUUCAUGGUCAGCUUUUCUAACAGUCAAGGAGAAUGGUGUGGAGCUUUUGAGCAAUGAUAUGAUCGAGGAUUUUAAGAAUGUUUGGACCGAUCGAAGAUGGACAGGACCAAAAGGCAGUGACAUUUCCUAUUUAUCUGAGAAUCGGAAGUGUAGGGAAAAAGUAAGUCGAAUGACUAGCAUCGAUCAAUAG
Messenger RNA from Juglans regia (Persian walnut), 426 nucleotides. RefSeq lists its product as uncharacterized. Bases 1 to 426 code for a protein of 141 amino acids. The transcript has a single exon. The record is from RefSeq and is a predicted model, not a curated record. NCBI's taxonomy places the organism in Eukaryota, Viridiplantae, Streptophyta, Magnoliopsida, Fagales, Juglandaceae.